Molecule: messenger RNA, 1264 nt
Organism: Metopolophium dirhodum (rose-grain aphid)
Lineage: Eukaryota; Metazoa; Arthropoda; Insecta; Hemiptera; Aphididae
Exons: 7
Coding region: 382-1089 (235 amino acids)
Source: RefSeq, a predicted model, not a curated record
AUCAGGUUUCAGAUAGGUAGUAUCUACUAUCUAAAACCAUGGCAACUGCAGCAGCUGCGUCUGUUGUAGCGGAGUGGUGAAUAAUUAAUAUUAAUUAAACAUAAUAUUUAGCUACAAAUUAUGAUUAUAAGAUAAGAUAGCUAGAAAUAUUUUAUUUUAUAAAUCUAAAAGUUCAGUGACGAUCGGUUUUAGUCUACGGAUACGGACCACGGUAGUAUUGUAUAAUAUAGUACCAUAGAACAUAUUAUAUUAUGUUCUAUUUUUCUAUGACAUUAUAAAAUCGAAAUUCGAAGUACGAGUUUAUCAAUUAAAAAUAAAAAUUUCUAUUUUGAUCCUAUAAAUUCAUACCAAAUAUAAGGUACCUUACUACCUUCUACCAACAUGAGUAUUUUCAAUUGGUUUUAUAAAAUAUUUAACAUCGAUACAAAACCCAAUCAUUUUUUUUUUAGUUCAGAUCUUCCUUCAAAAUUUCAACUACCUACUGAAAGUGCUGAAAAUAUUAAUGCCGAAAUGCAUAAUUUAGAAUUUGAUGAUUUUUCUAAUUCAUCCAAUAGAAGAAACCAAUUUGAAAAUGAUAGGAAUAUGAUUAAUCUUGAAGAUAUCUUUAGACUGAUGGAAUUAGAAUUUCAAAAUGUAAAAAAUUAUAAUAAAGGAUCAGAUAUUUCUACAAUUCCGAUUAAUCAAUCAACAAACAAAGAAGACUUCACUGGUAUACCAAAAAAAAAUUUUAUAACACAAAGUACCUUUCUUAAUCCUAGUCCAGCUUCAGGACCUUUGAACAAACCUUCAAUGAACAUAACAAUAAAGAAUUCAGGAUCACAAUAUUUUGAAAAGUAUGGCUGGUCGUCCUCAAGGUCGACUUAUGUAUCUAAAAACUGGAAUGGCAAAAUAAUUGAAAAAGAAACGUGCACUAAUCAAUUACAAGAUGGAAUUACUGAAACAGUUAUUACUAUGAAAGAUGGAAAUAAAAAAUGCGUAGAAACAAUAACAGAAAAUUCAAAAACUGGAGAAAAAAUUGAAAAUUUACAAUUAUCCAACUUGGACCAAAAUGAAAUGAAUGAAUUAAAAAAUCAAUUUUCAAAAUUCUAAUAGCGUGAAUAAAUUUGUUAAUGGACAGACACAAGAAUCUAGUUAUUUUCAAAACACAGAAUUGAAUCAUUCAUUUGGGGAAAAUAUUAUUAUGUUAUUAACAUAUAGUUAAAUAAGUUUGUAUAAUAUUAUAACAGUUAAAAAUUACAAUAAAUUAUGAAUGUUAAAAAUUAAA